GGAGUGUUUUCGCCUGUCCGCUUUCAUCGCGCCUCGCGCGGGAUUAUGAAUGAUGCGCGCUCUCUCCCCUCCCUGAUUGGUCAGGUUCAGUCUAUAAAGCGUUUGAUCCGACCGCCGCUGUCAGCGCGCGCCGCGGACGCGACCGGAGACAUGCGCUCGUGGGCUCGCGGGAUCCUGUGGUUGUCGUCUUUUACAACUGUGUUGUCUAGUUUGCAUCCCGAGUGUGAGUAUAUCUUUCAGCUGGCAAGAGAUGAACAGCGGUGUCUCAGAGAGAUCACAGAUCUUGGGAACCUCAGCAGCUUUUCAGGUUGUCUGCCAGUAUGGGAUGCUGUAGUGUGUUGGCCCAGAGCUGCAGUGGGUGAGAUGGUCCACUUGCCAUGCCCCGCUGUUUUCUCUAUCUUCAAGAACAACACAGGUGUAGUGAGUCGUAACUGCACGGCUGGCGGCUGGUCGCAUCCGUUCCCUGCUUACCAUGAGGCCUGCGUGGUUGAGGAUGAAAUCCCUGAGGAGUCGUAUUUUGCCACUGUCAAACUGAUCUACACUGUCGGUUACGGAGCAUCCCUUCUUUCGCUCUCUGUUGCCGUGGUAAUACUGCUGCUCUUCAGGCGAUUACACUGCGCUCGAAACUACAUCCACAUGCAGCUGUUUUUCACCUUCAUCCUGAAAUCGGUGGCUGUGUUUGUGAAAGAUGCUACGCUGUUCUCCAGUGAGGACACAGAUCACUGCACACUCUCUACAGCGGCCUGUAAGGCGUCAGUGGUGUUUUGUCAUUACUGCGUCAUGACUAAUUUCUUCUGGUUGCUGGUUGAAGCCGUGUAUCUGAACUCUCUGCUGGUCUCGGUCUUCCCGCGCAGCCAGCGCUGUCUGUGGUGUUUCGCUCUGCUGGGUUGGGGUUUUCCUCUGGUCUGCAUCGUCCUCUGGAUCUGCUCCAGACUGUAUUUUGAGGACACCGAGUGCUGGGACGUAAAUGAAGACUCUCCUUAUUGGUGGAUCAUCAAGGGUCCCAUUGUAGUUUCUAUAGGGGUGAACUUCCUCCUCCUCGUGAACAUUAUCAGGAUUCUGGUGCAGAAGCUCAACCCUCGCUUGAUCCAGUUCAACAACUCGGCUCAGUACAGGCGACUGACCAAGUCCACCCUCCUCCUCAUCCCUCUCUUCGGCACUCAUUACAUGGUCUUCAACUUCCUCCCAGACUACUUCAGCGUGAGCCUGCGGCUUUGCAUCGAGCUGUGUCUGGGCUCCUUCCAGGGCCUCAUUGUGGCGGUUCUCUACUGUUUCCUGAACCAGGAGGUGAGUGAUUAUUAUGGGGCAGCCAUCAAACAGCGUAAAAAUACUAAAUAUACUCUAAAUAAUGGGCUGAAAGCUAAAAGUGCAAUUCCCUUAUGCUUUUACCAACUGGAAAAAUGCACGCAAGUCCGAUAUCUGGACCAAGCAGCUUGUUCACUGUUGAUUCUGCGAGUCUGAAUUGAUUUUGAAUGGAGAUAAUCAGCAUCCUCAGAUGCCUAAACAAGGCUUGUACUCAAAGUCUGGCCCAAUAAAAUCCUUGACAAACAUGUUUGCCAGUCUUUCUUAAUUUAAUUACGAAGCAGAUUGGGGAAUUAGCAAGAGGACUGCUUAAAGGCCAAUACGCAAUUAAGGAUGAAUUAUAAUAAUGCUUUGCAUCUCGGUCUUGCAUUUAAUGAAAAUCAGUUUUGACAAAGCCAGUAUAUUAAAGGAACGGUUCACAUAAAAAUGAAAAUUUGCUAAAAAUAUACUCGCCCUCGGGCCAUCUAAGAUGUAGAUUAGAUUUUGCUCCUUCAUCUGAACAAAUUUAGAGAGUCGCUUACCCAAAAAUGCAUCCUUUGGAGUGAAUGGGUGCCGCCGGAACGAGAGUCCAGCUGAUUAAUACAUCAUAAUAAUAUUAAAUCUAUACACACAUUUAUGCUAGAUUUAGGUUUGAUCGAAGUCUCUCCUCAGAUGUUGUGCUGAUAUUUUGAACCGUAUGGUUUUUUAUUAAUCUGUCAGGUUCAGAAAGAAAUACGGUUAUGCUGGAUGAGAUAUCACGAGGGGAGCUACGUGGUCGUCCCUGUCGGAGCCAAAGGAAGUCAGAUGGACACUCCUUUCUAGAGUCAUUGAAACUCACCAGUGCCUCUAACAUACAGACCUCAACACCUCCGGAAAACAUGAGCAUCCGAGCGAAACGGUUAACAUGCAGAACGUAUAAAGAGCCAGAAUAUACAGUAUUUGGGCCGCAGUGUCUGUGAAUUAAGCACACGUUACGCAGUUCGUUAGAUGUGAACCGUUUAAAAAAAUUGUGAGCACUGGAAUUCAUCGUGGCAAAACUGCUGCUUUUAGGAUUGGCUGGGUUUAUUUAAAGUAUGUACAUUUAUAGCCUAUAAAAAUAUAUUUCUGUUGCCCAUCAAAUUCUGAUAUUUAAUUAUAUUAUUAUAUUUAUCACUUUGGGAAAUGUUAAACUGUGCAAAUGUACCCAAUAAAAGGCGGUAUAUCAGGUUUAAAUGUGUAUGUAUCCAUCUGUGUGUGUGUAUUUAUAUGUGUGUGUUUGCAGUAGGCUAUUUAAUAUUUAUUAAGAAAAUACAUUUGAUUGGCAGAUUCGUGGUUUUUUGAGUGAGAUGCAGGUAACCGGACAAGUUGUUACUGUAUAUUUUAUAUGUUGUAAUACUGUAGAUUUUGUUAAAGAAAAAAUUUCUGUCAUCGUUUACUUACCCUCGAGUAAAUCUCAAACCCUAACUAUUCCUUUAACUACAAUUUCUGUUGGCAAAGAAACAGUGGUUUGAUAUUUCCUUAUCUUUUAUUUCACAAGACAUUUUGUGUUUCAUAACUGUAUUACUGUGUGUAUUUAGCCUGUAAUAGGCUGCUUAAGGUGUGACAAGGCCCUGCAAUUCGCUCAUCAUUAUACACCUGUAUCUUUUUUCUCUUUUCAUCAAUGUUCAAAAGCGUCUUUGUAGCGUUGACUGAAAGGUAUGUGUUUAUAAAGACGCUAACUUUUAAACUAAACCCGCUCGAACGAUCAUUUAGAGCUAAAAGUGUAAAAGUCUUCUCUUCUAAUUCUCACCAAAUGUGCAUUUAUACUCUGUUGCCUAUAAAAAGUAAAAUCUUUGUAAACCUUUUUAAUUUAUUGUAUUAUACUGUAUAUUUUCCUCUGUAGGUUCAUCUGUGUUUUCACGUGCUCUAUGAGUGGCCUUAAGAGUAUUAAUGCAUUAAGUAGAGAUAGACAUAUUACCCACUUUCCUGUUCUGUGUAAUGGAUUUUAUUAUUAUUUUAUCUUUAAUGCAAUUAGCUGAUGUUGUCACUUGUGUGCUUGCUUUUAUGUUUGUUUAUGUGCGUAAACAAGCAGUAUGUACAAGCAGUAUCUCUGAUUUAAUGCCUACAAUAAUUACUUUUUUAAAAAACGCAAAUUCCUGUAUACAUAAAAUGCAUUUGUCUGACGGUAAUAAACACUGACCCCUGCUGAUCAAUA
Molecule: messenger RNA, 3454 nt
Organism: Puntigrus tetrazona (Sumatra barb)
Lineage: Eukaryota; Metazoa; Chordata; Actinopteri; Cypriniformes; Cyprinidae
Gene: ghrhrl
Product: growth hormone releasing hormone receptor, like
Exons: 12
Coding region: 46-1461 (471 amino acids)
Biological process (GO): adenylate cyclase-activating G protein-coupled receptor signaling pathway; cell surface receptor signaling pathway; positive regulation of cell population proliferation
Cellular component (GO): plasma membrane
Molecular function (GO): peptide hormone binding; growth hormone-releasing hormone receptor activity; growth factor binding
Source: RefSeq, a predicted model, not a curated record